CAGUAUUUCUCUAUUUUUUUUUUCCAUUUUCAAUUGUUUUAGAGAAAUACUGCCAUAACAAAGGAUCGGAAAGCAACAAUAAUGGCCAACCAGGUUGUUAUUUUUGCCCUCCUCUUUGUCGUCGUUGCCGGAAUGGCCUCGGCCGCUAGCUCCCCGAGCAGCAGCCCGUCUGCCGCCCCCGCCGGCGCACCGGAGAAAGCUACGGGCGCUCCUCAAGCAUCACCGGCAGCCGCACCAAAGAAAGCCGAUGCAGCCUCUCCGUCGGCGGGCAGCCCAUUGGCCGGAUCUUCGUCGGAUUCCCCUGCGGCCGCCUCAACGGAGACUGAAUCGCCGGCGGGAUCCCCCGCCGGAACCCCCGAAGCGGAGCCCUCAUCACCUCCGGCCCCAGACAGCGCCGCCAGCCCCGUAGCUGAUGGGCCUUCCGAUGCUCCUGCUGAGGCACCCGCAGAUGAUGAAGGCGGCGCCGCAGCUUUAAAGGUCUCCGCUGCUCUCGGAGCUGCUGCCGUUGCCGGAUUCUUCUUCUAGAUCCCGUGAAAUCUUAAAGAACUAAAAUGCCAACCAAAAAAAAAAAAAAAAAGUUUCAUACUACGUUGUUAUUAGGCAUAAAUUCUUUAACACUCUGAGGCGGUGACGCCAUUGUCAAGUAGUCAUGAGGCUCAAAUUUACGGCGUCUAUAUAUUCUCCGGCAAACGGCGACAUGGUUCUUAUUAUAAUCCCCUAGUAUCCAUUCUUGAGAUGGUAGUUGGAUUUAUCAUGAACUAUUGUAUUUCAGUGAUAAAAGAAAUACAACCUAUUACUUGCCAUGCUA
This is a messenger RNA of Ipomoea triloba (trilobed morning glory), 808 nucleotides long. Its product is annotated as classical arabinogalactan protein 6-like. Lineage: Eukaryota; Viridiplantae; Streptophyta; Magnoliopsida; Solanales; Convolvulaceae. Bases 82 to 525 code for a protein of 147 amino acids. The transcript has a single exon. The record is from RefSeq and is a predicted model, not a curated record.